This is a messenger RNA of Astrephomene gubernaculifera, 1790 nucleotides long. NCBI's taxonomy places the organism in Eukaryota, Viridiplantae, Chlorophyta, Chlorophyceae, Chlamydomonadales, Astrephomenaceae. The record is from the annotation of a GenBank genome assembly.
CUGGUGGCGCCCAAGGAUAACUGGCCGCCCUGCGAGGGGGGGCUGAGCAUGGAGAUGGCGGGCAACAAGGGCGGUGUGCCGGUGUUCCGCUACGUGCACAGCCCCGCCUACCGGGAGACGCAGGCGCGAUUCUACCGCUGCCAGGCCAGCUACGACCCCGGCACCAUCGCUGCGCUGCUGCAGCAGGCGCCCUACCAUGUGGACUCGCUGCUGGCCAUGCAUGACCUGUACCGGCACAUGGGCGAGAACAGCUACGCGGAGGAGAUGCUGUCGCGGGCGCUGUGGGCGCUGGAGGCCGCCUGGCACCCCGCCUUCCAGCCCGCCACCGCCGCGUGCCGGCUGGACUACGCGGUGGAGGAGAACCGGACGCUGUUCGGGGCGCUGUUUAGGCACGUGCAGGCCCUGAGCCGCCGCGGCUGCCACCGCGCCGCGCUGGAGUGCUGCAAGCUGCUGCUGGCGCUGCAGCCGGAGGACCCGCUGGGGGCGCUGUGCCUGGCAGACUACCUGGCGGUGCGGGCGGGCAGGUACGACUGGCUGCAGCGGUUCGUGUUGGAGUUCGAGGGCAACCGUUCGCUGGCGCUGCUGCCCAACUACGCAUUCGCACUGCCCAUGGCAGCACACCGGCAGCAGCAGGAGCAGCAGGGACAACAGGGGCAGGGGCAGCAAGGCACCGGCAGCAGCAAGGCGGGGUCGGCAUCCUCCUCGCCGCAUGAGCUGCUUGUGGGGGCGCUGCUGCUGCACCCGCUGGUGCUGCCCCGCCUGCUGGCCCGCCUGCAGGACAAGGGGGCCGCAAAGGAGUCCUACUGGCGUGAUCUGCAGUCGCGGCGGCUGUUCCGGGAGUCCGGGGACGGCGGCAACGCAUCGCUGUCACACCUGGUUGGUCUCUACGUGGAGCGCAGCGGGGAGCUGUGGAAGCCGCCGGACCUGCUGGCGCUGCUGCGGGGGGCGGCGCAGGAGGCGGCGGACGUGGCGGAGGGGAAGGUUGGCCCCUCCAACGGCAUCUCCGCUGCCGACUGGCGCACCCUGGCCCGCGAGUCCUUCCCUCCCUCCGCCGCCAACGAGUACCGCCACCUGCGCAUCAGCGACUUCAGCGAUGCGGUGAACGCACUGCCGCGCGAGGAGGUGGAAGCGGCGGUGCAGGCGGGUGCGGGGGGCGCCAUGCAGGACGUGGAGGAGGCGCUAGCGGAGCUGCAGGAGCAAAUGAUCCUAGCGGCCCAAGAGCGUCAGGCGGCAGGAGGCGGUGCGGGAGGAGGUGCUGCUCCCAUGAGCGAUGAGGAGCUGCGGGGCGCUAACCCGCUGCUGAUGCUGCUGCGCUCCAUGCUGCCCUGGGUCAACGCGGGGCAGCAGCCGGACUAUGCGGCUCCUCAGCAGCCGCAGGGGGGUGCGGGGCAGCAGGGGCAAGGGGCAGUGGCAGGGCAGCAGCAGCAGCGGCAGGUGCCUGCACCCGAGUAUGAUGACGAGGAUGGGCACUUGGAGGAUGAGGAUGGCAUGGUACGGCAGAUUAGGCGGUGAUGCAUGGAGCAAGGGGAAGGAGCUGUUAUGGGAUGCAGCGGGAGGGGUGGUGGGCGAGGAUGAGCAGUUGUGGCGUUCAUGCAAGCGUAUGGGUUUGCAUCUAGGGACUGCUGUCGGCAUUGCAGCGGGCGACUGAAGGUUAGGAGGAGGUGGCUUGCUCCCUGCAGUUGCAAGGUUUAGCUGGUUCACGCCUUGAUCGUGCGAAACGGGCACUUCACGAAUUCCUGACAAUUGCGCUGAUCAAAACUUGGAACGCCAACUUUUGAAAUCCAAUGAUG